This is a messenger RNA of Manihot esculenta (cassava), 4539 nucleotides long. RefSeq names its product exocyst complex component EXO70A1. Gene Ontology annotation, cellular component: exocyst. Bases 422 to 4141 code for a protein of 1239 amino acids. Gene Ontology annotation, molecular function: protein kinase activity; phosphatidylinositol-4,5-bisphosphate binding; ATP binding. NCBI's taxonomy places the organism in Eukaryota, Viridiplantae, Streptophyta, Magnoliopsida, Malpighiales, Euphorbiaceae. Gene Ontology annotation, biological process: protein phosphorylation; exocytosis. The record is from RefSeq and is a predicted model, not a curated record. The transcript has 26 exons.
CUCUCUCUCUAUAUUUUUUAAACAAAGGGAGGAAGGUAGAAGCUUCAAAACAAAAGUGUGUUGACCCAAGCUAUUAUAGGAAGAGAAAGGGAUUAACCAGAAAAAGGGAAGAAAAGGGAAAGAAAGAAGAGGAAGGAGAAGGCAAGAAGAAGGAGAAAGGAAGGAAAGGUGAUCAAAUUCAUGUCUUCGGAUGGUGGGUUGUAGGGAAAGAAAGGGAAAUAUGAGAGGGAAAGUGAGAUUAUAGAGAAGAAGAAGAAGAUCAGAGUUAGGAGCAGCAUAGUUCAUAAGGCACUCCUCUCCCUUGAAAACACAUAUUUGUUGGAUGUUUACAGGAGAGAAACAAGUGCGACUCUCUCUCUCCCCUGCUCUCCUUCAACUCUUAUAGUACGGUAUCCACUUGCGGACCUUGAAGAUUUGAUUGAUGAAUUGGUUUAGAAACAAAGAGGCCAAUCGCAGCACUGAUACUAGAGAAAGAUUUGGGCCAAGGGAAUAUAGCUAUGAAAAACUAGCAGAUGCAACUGACAAGUUUUCCAACGCAAAUCUCCUUGGCGAGGGUGGUUUUGGUCAAGUCUACAAGGGAUUACUAGAUGGCAAAGUUGUUGCAAUUAAGAAACUUAAACAACUUCCGGAUGAACAGUGGAAAGAAAAAUUGGAGCUGGAGAUUAAGGUUGUUAGCAGUGUUAGCCACAAAAAUCUUGUUAAGCUGAUCGGAUACUGUAUUGAAGGAGCCAAUAGAUUGCUUGUUUUAGAGUAUGUUUCCCAAAAAUCAUUGAAAUUUAAUUUACAUGGAAACCAGAUUUUGGAGUGGAAGAAUAGAAUGAAAAUCGCUAUCGGCUCAGCUAAAGGGUUGGAAUAUCUACAUGAACUAUGUAAACCCAAAAUCAUACAUCGUGAUAUUAAGGCUGAUAAUAUUCUUGUUGACGAUAAAUUUGAACCAAAGGUCACAGACUUUGGACUUGCCUUGUUUUUUCCAGAAACAGGUAGCUUAACUCACAUCUCUAGAUCAAAUAAUGAGGGAACUGAAAUUUAUGCAGAUCCAGAGAAUUAUCAUACUAAAAAAAUCUCAGAAAAGUUAGAUGUUUAUGCCUAUGGAGUAGUUCUUUUAGAGCUAAUAACAGGGAGAAAAACUAAAUUCGAAGGCAUGGAUAUUAUUUCUUGGGCAAAACCUCGGAUUGAAUAUAUUUUACGCAAUGGAGAUUACACAUAUCUUGUAGAUUCUAAAUUACAAGCGAACUACAUCGAAGGAGAAUUGAAAAUAAUGAUUUUUUGCGCUGCAGCUUGUGUAUAUAAACCCUCAAACUUUCGCCCACCAAUGAAACAGAUAGUUCGAGCUCUUGAAGGAUACCUGCCUAUAAAGGAUAUAUGGGAUGAGAAGGAUGACAUCCAAUUCCUUAAUAACAAUCCCAAUCUUGAUAGAUCUCAUAAUGUUGACAAGUUUCAACAUAUGGUACCGAAGCCUCUUAUCAUUUCAGAAGCUAGUAAUGGCAAUGAGUUGAGGGAUUUUACUCAACAGGAACUUAUGGUAGCAACUAAGGGCUCCUAUAAUAAUACCACUAAAGGCAUUGAGAGGUUUCAAGAUCAUUAUGAGCCGAAAAGUUUUAAUUAUCGAGAUCUAAUAAUAGCAACUGAAGGUUUCUCUGAGGACAACCGUCUCGCCGAGGGUCCUUUUGGUCUAGUCUACAAAGGAGACAUAAAUGGUGAAAAGGUGACUAUUGCAAAAUUUAGUAAUCCCAAGAAGCAUGAUGAAGAAUACGAGAAGAUGAAAGCCAUCGGGAGUGGCAUCCACCACAAAAAUCUUGUUAACCUUAUUGGAUAUUGUGAAGAAGGAGCUAAUAGACUUCUUGUUUAUGAGUUUGUUCCGCGGGGCAAAUCUUUGAGAUAUUAUUUAAAAGGAGAGGAGCAAUCAACUUUGGACUGGAAAACCAGAAUGUCAAUCUUGGAUAGCGUUGCAGAAUUAUUGUGUUUUCUGUUAGAGCAAGGUAAAUUCUAUAACAGAGAUAUAACAGAGGAUUGGAUAGACGAUUUUCUAAUUGAUGAUGAUUUUCUACCAAAGUUUGCAGAGUAUGGACGUGAAAAGUUUUUUUCAGAUUUUGCUGCUAAUUGCAAAUCUAUUAGAUGUACGGCUCCUGAAAGUGCUAAUAGUGGGGAGUUUACCCAGAAGACCAGUGUUUAUUAUUAUGGUCUGAUGCUUGUGGAGAUGAUAACUGGGAAAGAAACUGUUGCUGAUAUAGUUCAAUGGGUAGUACCUCAACUUAAAAGAGCUCAAUCUGACGGCAAUUAUGAUUUUAUCGACAAGAGAUUGAAGGAGUACAACAAAAUUGAAAUGGAUGGAAUGAUUGCUUGUGCCUUAGCCUGUUUAAGUGAUAAUCCACAAGAUCGACCAGAAAUGAAUCAGAUAAGAACGCAUGCUAUAAGGAAAUAUGACGAGGAUAUUCAUGAGACUUUAAAGGCUGCAGAGGCUAUAUUUCAGGCAGAGGCUAGAAUACUUAGUGGACCACAUGAGGACUUGAAAAGUUACCUAGCAGAGAUUAAUCAACUAAGAAGCAACAUUCACGUUUUCAGCAACAAUAAAAACUUUAAGAGUAGUGAGGCAGUGCUUGAUAAUGCAAAUAAUUUACUUGCUAAAGCUAUCUCAAAGCUAGAAGAGGAGUUCAAGCGGCUAUUGUCAUCUUACAGUAAGCCUGUGGAGCAUGAUCGCCUUUUAGAAUGCCUCCCUGAAUCUAAACAACCAUCAUCAGGGUCACCUGCAAAUCAUGAUAGUGGCAAAAUUCAUUAUGCUAAUAAUCAUUUUGAGCAGCAUAAUUCAGAAACUAGCGGUUUCAAAUAUCUUACUCUGAUACCUUCGAGGAUUCUAUGCUUGUUGCAUGAUUUAGCCCAACAAAUUGUUCAAGCUGGACACCAGCAAGAGUUGCUUAUAAUUUAUGGGGACAUUCGAUCUCCCUUUUUGGAAAAAAGCCUCCAUCUGUUGGGGGUUGAAAAACCUAGCGAAGAGGAUAUGCAGGUGAUGGAAUGGGAGUUGAUAGAGGCAAAGGCUAGCAGUUGGAUUAGUUUUAUGCGCAUUGCUGUCAAAGUCCUUUUUGCUGGAGAAAGAAGUGUCUGUGAUCAAAUAUUUGAUGGGUUUGAUACUUUAGCUGAUCAGUGUUUUGCUGGAUGUAGUGGUGGUAGCGUCUCAAUGCUUCUUAGUUUUGGGGAGGCAAUUGCCAAAGGCAAGAGAUCGCCAGAGAAGUUAUUUUUAUUUCUAGACAUAUGUGAGAUUAUGCGUGAACUUCACUCAGAGAUUGAGGCAGUUUUCAAUGGUAUGGCUUGCACUGAAAUUAGGGAAUCUACAUUUGGUUUGAUUAAACGGCUUGCACAAACAGCUCAAGCACAAUUUUAUGAUUUUGAAGAGGCAGUUGAAAAAGAUGCAACAAAAACAGCUUUAUUGGAUGGAACUGUCCAUCCUUUAACAAGCUAUGUGAUUCACUAUGUGAAGUUUAUCCUUGACUACCAAUCAACCUUGAAACAACUCUUCCAAGAAUUUGAAAGUGGAGGUGAAACAGGUUCACAGUUAGCUUCUUGGACAACACGAAUAAUGCAGGCUCUUCAAACUAAUCUUGAUGGGAAAUCUAAGCAGUAUAAAGAUCCAGCUUUGACUUACUUGUUUCUCAUGAACAAUAUUCACUACAUGGUUAGAAGUGUCAACAGAUCUAAAGUGAAGGACUUAUUAGGGGAUGAUUGGGUCCAAACGCACAGAAGGCUUGUGCAGAAUUAUGCAAAUCAGUACAAAAGGAGUGCUUGGGUAAAGAUUUUUCAAUGUCUCUCUGCACAAGCCCUAACCUCAUCAGUGGGUGGUAGUCAAGCACCUGGUGGGGGAGGAAGUAGAAGGGAAGCUUCAAGAGGGUUGGUUAAAGACAGGUUCAAGACUUUCAAUAUGCAAUUUGAGGAGCUUCACCAUAAACAAUCUCAAUGGACUGUUCCUGACACUGAGUUGCGUGAGUCGCUAAGGCUUGCAGUUGCUGAAGUCCUGUUACCUGCCUAUAGAUCUUUUGUGAAACGUUUCGGGCCUCUAAUUGAGACGGAGAAGAAUCCCCAAAAGUACAUUAAGUACUCGGUGGAGGAUUUGAAUACGAUGUUAGGUGAAUUUUUUGAGGGGAAGUUCUAAAUGUGAACCCAAGUGAUAGAUUUGAUAAUCUCUAAUGAAGGAUUGUGCGAUAGUUGACCACGUUCUCAACCAUUACAUGAUGAUGACUCCUUGAAAGUUAAACUGGUUCAGUUCCUUGACUCAUCAUGGUGACAAUCCCAUUAUAAGGUGACUAGCUGGUGGCAAUUAUGGUGUUAUGGACUUGAUACACCACUGCUUGUUGACUGUAAAGCAGUGUGGUAUAUGUGCUUAUAAGGCAAAAAAAAAAAGGAGGUUUAUGCAUUAUUCUCUUUUCUUCCUACAUAGUUUGAGUAUAAACAUAAGACAGGUAUCUUGAGUUCUUGACCAUAUUUUGCCACCUAAACUAUUUUGCUUCAAUUCUGCACAUAAUGGGAAGCCUUUUCUAUAUUUUGAGUGCA